This is a messenger RNA of Suillus subalutaceus, 869 nucleotides long. RefSeq lists its product as uncharacterized. Lineage: Eukaryota; Fungi; Basidiomycota; Agaricomycetes; Boletales; Suillaceae. The record is from RefSeq and is a predicted model, not a curated record. The coding region runs from base 173 to 811 and encodes 212 amino acids. The transcript is spliced from 3 exons.
UUGCAAUCGUCAAGAUCUUCUGCGUUUUCGUGGAGACGAUUGCUUCGCCCCUCACGAAAGGACCGUAAUGGCGGAACACAUCUCACCGAAGAUCCUGCCUCACCUUCGUCUGAGACGCUUGUUGGGUCCCCGGUCGAGGAGAAAUUAACUAGUCCGAAACUGGUCCGUUUCGAUGACUCGCCAACGUACUUUCGCACCAGGCGCCGAAUCAAGCCUCACAAUUCCCCCAUUCCAAAGGGGGGACUUGCGCUCCUGUCUUGUUAUAAAUAACACUGACCCCUUCAAAGAGCUUCUUUCGGAUGACGAUGACGACGUCUCCGUAUAUGAAGAUUGUCUUACUUCUUACCCUGGCUUCUUCAAGGACAUGGAGGAUCUUCUCGAGCGCGAACAUUUCAAGCAGAUGGAAGUUGAAAAGUCCCGUUCUCCGUCUUGGGAGCUCACUGAAUUUGGCUGCACGAAGAUGGAUCCGCAAGAGUACUUACGCUCCUGCUUGGCUAAGCAAGCAGAGAGAAAAUCACGACAAGACAUCGAAGGGUGGAGGAAGGUCGUCUACGACCAUCCGAUGACCUUACGCUGGCCCAGCCGGGAGAUCACUGAGCAGCCAGUUAAGGAAUCUCCAGUCAUUUCGAUAACGCCCCCGCGCCUUUUCGUUCCUGAGCCCACACCGGUAACUCUCAAUUGGCAUCAGCAGAUUGCAAGCGACGUCAUUGAUAUGCUGCUUUCGUUAUGCUUUGGACUUACCAUUUACAUGUGCAUUUAUAUUUUUGGCAUAUAUUGUUUCUUUACUGGCGUUUCUCUGGAUGAAGAGUAGCAACCGUCAUUAUUCAAGGUAGUAUACCUAUGUAACGCUUAGCACUAUUGCAAUGUAC